Molecule: messenger RNA, 1230 nt
Organism: Seminavis robusta
Lineage: Eukaryota; Bacillariophyta; Bacillariophyceae; Naviculales; Naviculaceae
Source: the annotation of a GenBank genome assembly
AUGUCGCCUCGACUGCUUACUCCUAGAGUACAAUCCACUCACAAAUCAAACCAAAAGCGAAUCGAACAGCCCUCCCACAAGUCGUCGCUCGCAAAGAGAAGCCAAACACAGUUUUCCACAACAAGACAUCAUAAUACUAACAACACAAUAAUGCACUCUCCAGUUGCAACAUCUCCUUCCAAGGCCACCAUCACCACCACCAUGGCAGACAAGAGUGACACUAGUAACGGCAACCAACUGAGCCUGCCUCAGACUCUCAUGAAGCUGCUCAUUGAGGGAAAUGCGUCUGAGGCCAUCUGGUGGCUCCCAGGAGGCAACGAGUUUGCCAUCAACGCCGCCUUGUUUCCAUCGCAAGUGCUCGAGGUUUACUUUCCUGGUUGCAAGUAUGCCAGCUUUAUCCGCCGACUGCACAAGAUGGGAUUCUCACGAGAAACACGCGCUCUCAAGAAGGUCAAUGGCAUGAAGAUUCCACCCAACACGGUCGCCUUUCGCCAUGCCAACUUUCGCAGUGACCGCCCGGAAUUGGCCAGCGACAUUAAGCAAAGGGCUUCUGGAAACGGCAGCAGCCACAAGUCGGCUCAGGCCAAAAAGGCUGCCAAGAGCAGUGUCUCCUCCCACAGUUCCAGAUCUUCCUCUCCAAGUGAACAACAAGCGGGUUCUCCCGUCGUCCGACCGGCAUCAGCUUCCGCCAUGCACCAUGAUGCAGCACCCGUCCACAGCAUUUCCUUUCCUACAAGUGUGCCCUCUGCAUUCCGCCCUGUGGCUUCUCCAGCAUACUCCUCCAGUCUGCUUCCCAUGGCACCACUUCUGGGAGGAGGAGAGGAAGAGAAACAAUCCUUGCAACCGGAAGUCGAUUCUACAGGGGCCCUGGAAUACAUUCACAGCUUGAGGCAAGCACAGCAGCAACAGCUGCGUCGGUUGGAACAGGAACGACUUCUCCGUGAGAUCAUGCUCGAGGAGGAGGCUACGCAGCAACAGUUGCGUCUGGCCCAAGAAAGAAUCCUUCGUCGUCAGUUGGAUUCGGUUGUGGCUCCUCAAGCAUCUCAUGCUCUUGCCGCGGCAUCGACCUUGCAACAACAGCUACACCCAAGCCUCUUGUUGCGACCUACGGUUCCUUCGGCCGCAUCACCCAUCCAGGACGAUGUCUUGCGCCGAUUGCAAGCCAUUAGGCAACUGCAAUCCCAAGCAACUGCCGAUGCCGCUGAUUCCUCCUCCAGUAUGCAAUCUUGA